GCAUUUAUAGCCUUUUUGGCCAUUUCCAGACUCUCUUCUGGUGCUUCUUCUUCAAAGGGUCUGCUUUGAUUCCUUCACCAUGAAAGGGUUGCUUUGAAUUUUCCACAAAAAAGACUGCAGAGACUACGUACUGAAAGGGUAGCAUUUUCCUUUUGAUAUGUGCUCUGGAGACACCUAAAUUUGAUGCGAAUUUGAGCCGGAUUCGAUGGUUUGUGAAAUGGAGAUCGAUAAUAUUGAAGAAAUGGCAAUGGAAUUGGAGGAAGUCCUCCCUUCUAUGUGGCCUGAGGAUAUAGAUUCCGACAAACAAUUCAACAUGGAAAAGCCAGGACAAGAUCAAGACAUGUUAGAAGAGGUCACAUUGAAAGAGAAACCGACUAAUGUUGAUUUCAAGAGGCUCUUUGAACUAACCAAACAUACAGAUACAGGCUCUUCCCAGUUAGCAAACCUUGUAAAGCACUGGGAAUACAAGCAGGCGAAUGUCGUGCGCCUUCUGAGAGAAGAACUCGACAUUCUCAGCAAGCAAAAGCAGGAAGUUGAGCUUAAGAAAUUGGAGAUAUUGGAAGAGCACCGCUUCGAGUCAGAAAGCUAUGGAGGUGACAAACGCCCCAUUUCCAUUUUGGAUGAAGUAUAUCAGUUAUGGGCUCCGGAUGUUCCUCUAAAGAGGCUUGAUGUUGUUGUGGAGAGGAAGAGAAUUGAGACAGAAGCCGAGUACGACAGUGUUGUGUACUGGAAACAAAGGGCUAUGAAUUUGGAGAGGUUAUUGGAAGCAAGUGUUGCUAGAGAGCAGAUUCUCGUCGAUCAAUUGCAGGAAAGCAUUAAGAGUAUCGAAAGACAGUCAUCGCCCGUUGAUGAGUUGUCUGAGAUUCUGAAAAGAGCAGAUAAUUUCUUGCAUUUUGUACUUCAGAAUGCACCUGUUGUUAUUGGUCAUCAGGAUAAAGAAUUGCGUUAUCGCUUUAUCUACAAUCACUUCCCAAGUUUGGGAGAGCAGGAUAUUAUAGGGAAGACAGAUGUUGAGAUAUUCACUGGGGCUGGAGUCAAGGAAUCUCAAGACUUCAAGAGAGAGGUUCUGGAGAAAGGGAUACCUGCGAAAAGGGAGAUUACAUUUGAGACUGAAUUAUUUGGUUCGAAGACGUUUUUGAUAUAUGUGGAACCUGUUUUCAACAAGGCAGGGGAGACAAUUGGUAUAAACUAUAUGGGGAUGGAGGUGUCUGAUCAGGUGAGGAAAAGAGAGAAGAUGGCAAAGCUUCGCGAGGAAAUAGCUGUCCAAAAGGCCAAAGAAACUGAGCUGAACAAGACGAUUCACAUAACCGAGGAGACUAUGCGAGCAAAACAGAUGCUGGCAACAAUGUCUCAUGAGAUAAGGUCUCCUCUUUCUGGGGUUGUCAGCAUGGCUGAAAUUCUUACCACCACAAAACUUGACCGCGAGCAACGGCAGCUGUUGGAAGUCAUGUUAUCUUCAGGAGAUUUAGUUCUCCAACUGAUAAACGACAUCCUCGACCUUUCUAAGGUUGAGUCAGGAGUUAUGAAGUUGGAGGCUACGAAGUUCCGGCCAAGACAGGUAGUUAAGCAUGUACUACAGACUGCAGCAGCAUCAUUACAGAAAGUUUUGACCUUGGAAGGACAUAUUAUGGAGGAUGUUCCUGUGGAGGUCAUUGGAGAUGUUUUAAGGAUUCGUCAAAUCCUAACCAACUUGAUCAGUAAUGCAAUCAAGUUUACACAUGAAGGAAAAGUUGGGAUAAAACUUUAUAUGGUAGAGGAUCCAACUUCUGGAUGUCUGCAAAAAUCAGAUACGAUUCAAUCAACAGUUUUAGAGAGUGGAUUGAAUGAAGAGGAAUCAGCAUUGCAAAAUUGUUGUAAUGGAGAAAUUUUCCGUGGGAACGAACCUUACCAAAUUAGUUGUAUUCAAGACGAACCUAAUACACCAGUAAAGAGCGAAACCUCAAUGAAUGGAGAUAAAGAGGAGAAGCCUCAUUCAUCUGAAACAAAAACAGUGUGGUUACGGUGCGAUGUAUAUGACACAGGAAUUGGAAUACCAGAAAAAGCUUUACCAACCCUUUUCAAAAGAUACAUGCAAGUGAGUGCUGAUCAUGCUCGAAAAUAUGGCGGGACAGGAUUAGGAUUAGCAAUAUGCAAACAAUUGGUUGAACUAAUGGGGGGCCAACUAACUGUGUCUAGCAGAGAACAUUGUGGAUCCACUUUCACAUUUGUAUUACCUUACAAGGUUUCAACAUCCUCCGAAAACUCUGAUGAUCCUGAUGAGCUCACGGAUAUGGCUGAUUAUGACGAUGCUGUUACUGAUGAUGAAGUAGCUGAAAGCUAUAUCCAGUUCCAACCACUCACAUUAGGCUCUCUGUUCUCUUCCAAUGGCACUAGCAGGAAUCAUAAACUGCUAUCACAUAAACUCAAUGGACCGUCCCAAAAUACAUACUCUUUUCCAUAUAACAACAUCAGACCAGAGGAGACAAUUUCAGUUGAAAAUUGCUGUUCAGCAGUUGAUGAUGUUGCCGAGACAUUAUCAGAAACAGAGAGGUCAGUGAGUCACACCUCGAAUUCUAAAGGUGAAACUCCAUCUAUUAGAGGCAGAAAAGGUCAAGAUGACUCAAACAGUCAAUCCCAAAAUUCUUCAUCAGAUUCAAAUCAUCAUGCAGAGGCAAGCAGAGAAAAUGGUGUACCAGCAAAGACAAAAGAACCUCAAGGAACUUGUACGAGACAGGAAAAUUCAGAUGAAGAUUCAGAGUGUAGCUCUGGCAACAGUUCGAAAAUACCUAAAUCAACAUCGAAACCUAAGAUUCUUCUUGUUGAAGACAACAAGAUCAACAUUAUGGUGGCACAGUCAAUGAUGAAGCAGUUGGGCCAAAGCAUAGAGGUUGUGAAAAACGGAGCUGAAGCCGUGCGCGCAUUUCAGCGCUGUAGAUAUGAUCUCAUCCUGAUGGAUGUUCAUAUGCCAGUCAUGGACGGCCUACAAGCUACAAGAAUAAUACGCUCUUUCGAAGAAACUGGCAGCUGGGAAGCUGCUGAGAAAGCUGGAAUCGAGCAAGAUUCAAAUACGCUAGAAAACGGCCACCGACAUAAGCCUUGUGGAAAGCGAAUCCCAAUAAUUGCGGUGAGCAUUCCCAACCCUUACACAAUGAACUCGAUUCUUCUUUUAAAUGUGAUUGAAUGUGCUAAAGAAUGUUGUAUUUUUUUGGUUGCAGAUGACAGCAAAUGCAUUUGCAGAGAGCGCAGAAGAGUGCUUUGCAAAUGGGAUGGACUCGUUUGUGCCGAAACCAGUAACGCGCCAAAAAUUGAAAGAGAAGCUUGAUCAAUAUCUACCAGAAUGCAACCUAGUGUAAACUUUUCAUGGUUUUUUCUGUACAAAAACGACAGCGUGCUAGGAAAGUUUUGUGAUCCAUGUAUCAUAUCCUUCUCUCUAACAAUUAGCUUCAGCUUAUGAAAGUGUACAUACACAAGCAAAAUCCUUUUUGUCCUAAGUAGAUUACUAAUUCGAAUUGAAAUUAACAAUGGGGAAUCUUAGCGAGUCUUAACGACGUCGUGUUGGAUCGCUUACUUAUCUUUGGUGCAGACGCCGUACUUGUCCUGCAAUCUGGCGAUUUCGUCUUCGUGCGGUCGAAAUUAUCGGCCAUCUUGGCCUGCUGGUUGACCUCCGGCGGCAGCCGCGUGAUGACUUUCCGGAGACUGAUUGC
Molecule: messenger RNA, 3683 nt
Organism: Argentina anserina (silverweed cinquefoil)
Lineage: Eukaryota; Viridiplantae; Streptophyta; Magnoliopsida; Rosales; Rosaceae
Product: histidine kinase 5
Exons: 11
Coding region: 206-3301 (1031 amino acids)
Biological process (GO): phosphorelay signal transduction system; protein autophosphorylation
Cellular component (GO): plasma membrane
Molecular function (GO): histidine phosphotransfer kinase activity; phosphorelay sensor kinase activity
Source: RefSeq, a predicted model, not a curated record